Messenger RNA from Raphanus sativus (radish), 1806 nucleotides. RefSeq lists its product as uncharacterized. The coding region runs from base 134 to 1573 and encodes 479 amino acids. The record is from RefSeq and is a predicted model, not a curated record. The transcript is spliced from 11 exons. NCBI's taxonomy places the organism in Eukaryota, Viridiplantae, Streptophyta, Magnoliopsida, Brassicales, Brassicaceae.
CUGUUUUCGAUCUUUCUCUGUUUUCCAUUUUUCUCUCAUUCUUUCUCUUCUUCCAUAACAUAUCAAUUCCUUUUUUAAAAAAAAUAAUAAACAACCGAAGUAACCACAGCCUGCGUGCGUUGACAUUCGAUCAAUGCCAGGAACUAUACAAGUUUCAGUUCUGGGUCUUAUUGAUGUUCAGACAGCUUCCUCAACCACUUCCAUUAAAGUUGCUAUGGGGAAGAUAGAGUAUCGAACUUCGGAUUCCGGAGACUACAUUUUUCCAGUCACAAGGCUCCAAGAAAACUUGAUUGUUACUUUGUUAGAUGUCAAUGGUUUCGGAAUAUUACAAAAAGAGAUAGAGACCAGGAUGAUAAUAGAGAGUGGCUUCUUGGAAGAGAAAGUUUCAUUCAGUGGCUAUGGAAAUGUCCAGCUGAAAAUGCAGUUUGUUCUUAGUGAAGAAGAUCGAAAUCGCAUACGUUUCUUGAGACAAUCUGCAUUGAGAAAGAAACACGAGGCGCUCACCAGUGGCAGUUCUUUUACCAAGUCUAAAAGCAUUGCUUCAGUUGAUGUUAUGAGAGAUCUGUCUUCUCUAAGUCCAAUGCAAACCCGAAACACUGUUGCUGCUACUCCAAAGACAACUCUUUCUCUGCCUCAGGAGACAGAGUCUAAAAUUAGUGCAAAUAGAGAACCAGUUUCUUCAAAUCUUAUAAUGGGGAAGCCUAAAGUAAAGGAUAUAACUGAAAAGACAGAGAAUCAACCAUCUUCUUCAGAUGCUUCUUCAAGCAAGAAGCUCAGGGAAGUUAAGAAACUCGAGAGUGCGUCCUUACUGAAGCAAGAAGAAAAAGGUUUGAGCAAACCGGAAAACAUCCCUAAGAGGAAGCCAAUGCGGCGGAGUUUGUCAGAGACAAACUUGAGCAACGUUAGGAAAAUGAUUAGCACCUUUGAGGUUAAAGUGACUCAGGAUACAAAACUUCAGACGGUGAAGAGUCAAACUGAGUCUUGUAAAGAUAUGAAUUCACAACCAGAAAACUCGGUGAAUAUAGAGAGAGCGGAAGAAAGGAAGAUAAUCUCUGAGGGUAUGGAGAAGAGAGUUUCUAGAGAUGCCUCAGAGACGUGUGAUGAUUUAGUAACAGUUUCAAGAGAGGAAAGGCCACUGGUUAUAGAGGAGAAGAGCCUUGAAGAGAGCACUAGAAGAAGUGACUCGUUAAGUAAGCAGAGGAUAAAGAGAAACUCUGUGGUGGAAGUAAGGAAUGAUGAGAAGAAACAGAGCAAACCUGUGCGUUUGAAGGAUUCUCAUCUUGAGAAUGCACGAGGAUCGCGUCUCUGGAUAUUUCCUGAUGAGGCAAAGGAUGUGUUACAGAAGAAGAUAGGAGAAUCCAAGAAGGAAAACACCGGUGAGAGGGGAUUGAGCUGCAGAAGCAUUGAGAAAAUGAAUAUCAACAACAAGUGGAAGAGCAUUGAGAGAUCGAAGAAACAGAAGCCUCAGACUUCAUCUGCAGAUUCAGAAAGUUCAAGAGGACCUGUUGGACAGGUGAUGCGUGCAUUGAUUGUGGUGGGUUUUGCAGGCUUGGUGUUUUUGACACGUAAAUGAACUUGAAUAAUGAAGCUUUCUGUAUUUUUUCUCCAUUUUCUUGUUAUGGAAGGAACUCAAAAUAGGUUCCUUGUGCUAUAGGCUUCACCCUUUUUUUCCUCUCUGUUGAUACAUUCUGCAGAUGAGCCAAACUUGCAUUUUGAGAUUGUAUUAUUUGAACAGUUCUUUAAAAACCAGACUGUAUAAGAUAUACUGUUAAAAAAAAGAUAAAAAAAGAUAUACUGUUGCACAUA